Messenger RNA from Corapipo altera (White-ruffed manakin), 4809 nucleotides. It is a transcript of the gene PTEN, whose product is annotated as phosphatase and tensin homolog. Gene Ontology annotation, biological process: phosphatidylinositol dephosphorylation; protein dephosphorylation; cell motility. Gene Ontology annotation, molecular function: inositol-1,3,4,5-tetrakisphosphate 3-phosphatase activity; phosphatidylinositol-3,4,5-trisphosphate 3-phosphatase activity; protein tyrosine phosphatase activity. Gene Ontology annotation, cellular component: nucleus; cell projection; cytosol. The record is from RefSeq and is a predicted model, not a curated record. Lineage: Eukaryota; Metazoa; Chordata; Aves; Passeriformes; Pipridae. The coding region runs from base 78 to 1289 and encodes 403 amino acids. The transcript is spliced from 9 exons.
CGGGGCCGCCCGGUGGUGCCUCUCGGCCGCCGCCCGGGCCCUGCGCGCUGCCCCGGAGCGGCCCCCGGCUGCCAGACAUGACCGCCAUCAUCAAAGAGAUCGUCAGCAGGAACAAAAGGCGAUACCAGGAGGAUGGCUUCGACCUGGACCUGACCUAUAUUUAUCCAAACAUAAUUGCUAUGGGCUUUCCUGCAGAGAGGCUUGAAGGAGUGUACAGGAACAACAUUGAUGAUGUAGUAAGGUUUUUGGAUUCAAAGCAUAAAAACCAUUACAAGAUAUACAAUCUAUGUGCUGAAAGACAUUAUGACACCGCCAAAUUUAACUGCAGAGUUGCACAGUACCCUUUUGAAGACCAUAACCCACCACAGCUGGAGCUCAUCAAACCUUUUUGUGAAGACCUUGACCAGUGGCUGAGUGAAGAUGACAAUCAUGUUGCAGCAAUCCACUGUAAAGCUGGAAAGGGACGAACUGGUGUAAUGAUUUGUGCAUAUUUGUUGCAUCGAGGCAAGUUUUUAAAGGCUCAAGAAGCCCUAGAUUUCUAUGGGGAAGUAAGGACCAGAGACAAGAAGGGAGUGACAAUUCCCAGUCAGAGACGCUACGUGUACUACUAUAGCUACCUGUUAAAGAAUCACCUGGAUUACAGACCAGUGGCACUGCUGUUCCACAAGAUGAUGUUUGAAACAAUUCCCAUGUUCAGCAGCGGAACUUGCAAUCCUCAGUUUGUGGUGUACCAGCUCAAGGUAAAGAUAUUCACCUCCCCUUCAGGACCCUCGAGACGUGAAGACAAGUACAUGUACUUUGAAUUCCCUCAACCUCUGCCGGUAUGCGGUGAUAUCAAAGUGGAAUUCUUCCACAAACAGAACAAGAUGUUGAAAAAGGACAAAAUGUUUCACUUUUGGGUAAAUACAUUCUUCAUAGGACUGGAUGAAAAUUCAGACAAAGUAGAAAAUGGAAGUCUAGUUGCAGAUCAGGAACUUGAUGGUAUUUUCAGUACAGAGCGCUCAGAUAAUGAUAAGGAAUAUUUAAUCCUUACAUUAACAAAAAACGAUCUAGACAAAGCAAAUAAAGACAAAGCCAACAGAUAUUUCUCUCCAAACUUCAAGGUGAAGCUAUUUUUCACAAAAACAGUAGAAGAGCCAUCAAACCCCGAGGCUAGCAGUUCAACUUCUGUAACACCAGAUGUUAGUGACAAUGAACCUGAUCAUUAUAGAUACUCUGACACCACUGACUCUGAUCCAGAGAAUGAACCUUUUGAUGAAGAUCAGCAUACGCAGAUUACAAAAGUCUGAAUAUUUUUUUUAUCGGAGAUAAAAAAAAAAAAAACAUACAAAAAAAAACCCCACCAACCAUGAAGAGAGACAAACUUGAAUAAACUGAAAAAAAAAAAAAAAAAAAAGGACCUUUCUAAAUGGCAAAAGGACAUAGUGUCAGAUUACCAGUUAUAGGAACAAUUCUUUCCUGACCAAUCUUGUUUUGCCCUAUGAAUCUACAGGGUUUGACACUUGUCCAGUCGGGGGGAAAAAAAGGAAGGUUACGUAGCUCUUAUAUGUAUAUACCUUUUUGUGUCAAAAGGACAUUAAAACUUCAAUUAGGAACUAUAAACAUGGCACUUUCCCAUUUUAUUCCAGUUUUAUAAAAGUGGAGACAGACCUAAUGUGUAUGCGUAGGAAUUUUUCCUUUUGUGUUCUGUCACCAAGCGAAGUUCCAAAACCGAAAACGACAACAGCGACGACAAAAAAAAAAUUUACAGGUUCACAUCCUGCCCCUUUUUUUGCACUCGUGUGGCAACAGAAAAGUCUGCAGUUGGCUAAGAGGUGUUUCUAGAAGGUUUUCCUACAUUCUAAUGCAUGUCUUUUGGCUGGGGGAUGGAAAGGAAUGCUCGGGAGGGAGCGUGGCCUCCGUCCCGUGUCCGGCUGUUCCAUGCACCUUUCCUUAGCAUGCUGCCCCAAUCCAUCCGGGACAAUGGAGGAGGAGCCGCCGCUGUCACUGCUUGUCCUUCGUGCAUUUUCAUUUUUUUCCUUUUUUCAGUGUAAUGGUGCUAGAAAAGGCAGCUAGAGGGGAGUGAUUCCGUGGUUCUGUACCGGGGGGACAGGAGUGAACCUUCCCCGCACCCGCGAGACCCCGCGCCAGGAAGGGAGACCAAUUCUUGGGGUCACACAAAAAAAUAUGAAAAAAAAAAGGAAACACAGCAACAAUGACUUAACCAUACAAAUGUGGAGGCUAUCAACGAAAAUAGGAGCUUGAAAACAAAUGGUUACAAAAUUUGACAAUGAUUUAUUGGGUUGUUUUCUUUUUUUUUUUUUUUUCCUGAAUUGUAAUGGCUGCUCCAUCUCCUGUGUAAUCAAGGCCAGUGCUAAAAGUCAGAUGCUCUUAGUGCAGACAUCAGUCAACAUCUUACAUUUAUAUUAGUAGUUUUUCAAUCAUAUUCCUGCUGUGAAUACUUCAUGUGCUGCCUUGCAAGCUUUUUUUUUUUUUCCUCAUGAAUAUAAAAAUAUUUUGUAAUGGUGCACAGGAAAUGUCAUUGGAGAUUCUCCAGGUUAGUGUUUGUUUUGAAGGUUUCUGAUGCAUUUAUUCAAUCAAACCUCUGUCAGCUGUUCCACCCCUUUGACCUUACACAUUCUAAUACAAUGAGUUUUGCAGUUUUGCACACUUUUAAAAAAGAAAAAAAAAAAAAAAGAAUUCAGUAACUGUUAGGGAAUUUUACUUGAAUGCUCAGUACCUACAACGUUUGAAAAGCAGACCUUACACACGAUAGAGAGGAAACCAGUGUUGCAGUAAAUUCUCAGUGCUGCAAAUGAAGAUUAAAAAGCAGAAGUUGUCCCAAAUAAAUUGCUUGCUAUGAAAAAAAAAACAGCAAAUUAGUUUUGUACACUAACUGACAGUGUUGUGUUAUCUGUCUGUAGGGAUAUUAGCCAAGGGUAGGGCUUGAGAUUCCCUUUUGGUGUGUAAUUGUCAUGCCCAGACUGCAGAUGACUUCAGAGUACGAGUGCUGUGGCAUCCAGAGGUGAAGCAGCUGCCCAAAUUGUCCCCUCUGAAGUACAUUGUGAAGAGCUGAGCCCAAAUGGAUGCUUUUUUUUAGUAUAUAACUCAUUCCCCCCCACCCCCCAUUAACUUACUGGUGCUGACAGUGAAGUUCAUGAGCUGUGCUCUCACCUGGAAUUAUGUAUGGAAUCUGUACAACAGCAUUAAUGGUUGGAAUUGGAACGAGACAAGGCAGGGCUUCCAGUAAUUACUGUUGGUAAACAAAGGUAUAAAGGGCUUUUCUUUUUGUUUUCUUGCCUGGUAUCAGUUGGUCAAUUUUGGCUCAUCAGACUCAUGAUUCUAACUUCUAACAAAGCUGGUAAAUACUUUCUGACUUAGAGGUUUAAUUAGGCUUUAAUAGCUUAAUGGAUCAAGAUUGCUGGUUCCAGCACUUGUCAUUCCCAGUGCUAUGAGGAGCAGGAGGUGGUUCCCUUGGGACAUGGAUAUUGAACUCUUACCCUUCCAAUCACGUUUCACCUUGUCCGGUUUAUAACAGUUGAAAGUUGUGUUGGCUUAAUAAACAAAAACUGUUGAUGCUUUAAAAGUAUUUGGAUAUUGACACUGCUGCGUGUCCCGCUUUGGAUAACAGAGGUGGGAUCAGUGUGGUUCCAGCCUGGAACGCUGAGGGAUCGGAAAUCAUGGCGCGAUGGGCUUUUGCACUGUUAUUUUUCCUUUGGAAUGUGAAGGUUGGAAUGAGGGUUUUGAUUUUUUUUUUUUUUUUUUUUUGAAUGUUUCGAUGUCUUUGAGAAGCCUUGCUUACAUUUUAUGGUGUAGUCAUUGGAAAUGGAAAAAUGGCAUUAUAUAUAUAUAUAUUAUAUAUAUAAAUAUAUAUUAUACAUACUCUCCUAUACUUUAUUUCAGUUACCACCCCCAUAGAAGUUGACAAGAAUUACUAUGACUGAAAGGUUUUUGAGUCCUUAUUAAAACUUUAUUUAUGACAGUAUUCAUAAUUAGCUUGAACUGCAUUCUGUAGGUAAUCUUUCCUUGAGUUUCUGGACUUGUACGCUCCGAUCUUUUUGGAUGUGCAACAGCUUACAUGUCUGAAACUACUUGAAGGCAUCACUUUGGUAAGAGCUUACUGUAAGGCCCUGAAAGCAUCCCCCUGCUCAUUGGCAGCCCCAGCUCCAAACCUUGGCCACAGCUGCUGCAGGGGCAGCUGCAGAACUCACACCCAGAUUUCCCCUCGUGGCACACGUCGUAAACCCAGGUGGAGUUUACACGCGGCAUCAUUCCAAAAAAAACCACAAACCAAAACCCACAAAAAACCCCCUUUGUAACGAUCAAAAAAACCCGGGAUGCUGGUGUGCAAGUUCCAUGUUUAGUCCUAGCAAAUGUGUGCAAUAUGUUAACGAUGCCUGUGGUUGCCACGAAGUGCCUCGUUUACCUUUGAAAUGCUGUUAGGAAGUGUCGUGCAUGCAGAUGGAUGGGGUGGGACUGUGCACUAAAAGGGGCUCCAACUGCAGCGUUUGGCAGAGCUGCCUUUCUCUGCCGGUUCAGAUUUCCAGUCUUGUUUUCAUAUAGCAUAUAUAUAUAUAGAUACUAAAAGAAAAACAAAAAAAAAAAAAUCAAGUCUGUUAAGCAGCCUUACUCUGAUUCAGCCUCUUCAAAUACUAUUGUGCUGUGCAACAGUGGCUCUGUGUGUAACUGAGAAUACACAAAAACCAAGUAUGACAUGUACAGGAUAAUGCCUCAUACAAAUCAGAUGUCCGUUUGUUAUUGUGUUUAACAACCCUUUAUCUCUUAGUGUUAAAACUCCACUUAAAACUGAUUAAAGUCUCAUUCUUGUCA